AUGGCCGCCGUAAAUUCGAACAUGUUCAACGCCAGCAUCGCCAUUGACCGGCCGCAGGGUGCAUCGAUGCUGGUCCUGCCGCUGAAUCUGAUCGCGCAGAUUGUCGCUUGCCUGGACGAACCCGGUGAUCUCGCCCGCCUCUGCCGAACAUGCCGCGUCCUCAACUACAUGGCCCUCCCCCAACUCUACCGAAACCUCACCCUGACCUCCUACGAUAAAAUCCGGUAUCGCGGCGACCAACCCGAGGGUAUGGGCAGCGCCAGCCCCUUUACAAUGGGGCUAAAUGCCGUCAUCACGCGACCGUACGCCGGGUUAGUCCGGUCGCUGGCUUUGCGGGGUGACUGGCGGGAGCAGGAGCUCGAAGAGCACGCGCGCGUCGGACGGGUCCCCGACUCCUCGAUGAUGCUGAAUAUCACGGUGCGGGCAGCUGUGGAUCGAAUGCAGGACCUUGAGAGCUUCCGGUGGGAGCUGAGCACCAAGAUGCUCGAGACGGUGUACCUAGGCCUCGCGCAGUUGCCCAAACUGACCGCGCUGACGAUCCGGUUCCCAUCGAGUCGCCAUCCGCGUCCGACAACCGUUAUCCCGGCUAUGCCGCAUUUGCGAUACUUGAAGAUUACGGAUAUUGACCCGCUUUGCUAUCCGGAUGAUAUUUCGACGCUGCUCUGGAAGGCGAAGAAGCUGAGGGAGCUGCUGAUGCACUGGUCGCCGCGGAUGAGGAAUAUGCAGGAACCCAGUGUGAUGCUGCACGACUACUUUCGCAAAUGCAUAACGGCAAAGCAGCCCCUGACGAUCAAGAAGUUCGGCAUGGCGAAUAUGUACGCUCGACACAGCGAGGAUUUCAACAUUGCGUUUGACAUCAGCACGGUGGAGGAGAUUACGAUGCUCAAUGAGAACCGGGUGGAUCCUGCCGCCCUCAAUACCUUUGUCGACAGCAGCUGGCCUGUUACGCCUACUCACAUACCGCGGCUCAAGAGUAUGAGAGUGAAUGUGUAUAACCAGCGGCAAAGCGAGUUCUUUUCUAGCUUUACCGGGCUCGAGCGUCUAUAUCUGGUCAGCAGCACAAGCGCCACCGAUUUUAUCAACUCACCCCGAGAACCGCAACCUCCUACAACCCUGACACCACCAGCAUCCGACCAUACAGGGUCAGGCACCUGCCAGGACCUCACAACACCUACUUCCACCGACUCACCAUCCAACGCACCCAGUCUCCAAGCCCGAAUCCGCGAAGCCUCCCUUAACAGCAUCAUCCUUAACCACGCCGCAACCCUCCGCCACCUCCUCCUCCCCGCGCGCUGGCCCCUCUCCUCUACAAUCAUCGCCCGCCUCGUCCAUGCAAGCCCCCAACUCGAACAACUCGCCUUCGCCGCCGAAUUUUCCUCAAUGGAUACCCUCGGCCUUCUUCUCCCUUUCCUCCGCAAUCUUCAAGCACUCCGCCUCCUCAUCCCAACAGGCCCCGCACCGGUAAGCCCCGGCGCCGACGACCCCAGCACAAGACCGAACAAGAAACCAGCCCCGCCCCCUUCAAAGAUCAACGAUCUCGGCGUCCGCUCACUCGCGGAAAUGGUCGAGCUCGAUGACGAAAUCUUGCAGGAGAAACUCGGCGAAUCCCUCGCGGACCAACAGGUCUUCCGCCGCCUCAAGGUCCUCGGCUUCGGCCGCAAGGGCUUCCUCCUGGGCGAAUUUUACACAGUCCCCGUGCAUGCAAACACGACACAAGGCGGCGUGCAGUCCCAAACGCCCGAUGCGUCUCGCGCCGCGAGCCAAGACCAGAGUCCGCAGACCUACCACGACUCCGAACACGAAACUACAAACGGGAUAUCAACCGCGUUCCCGAGUCCCGGCUCCGGUCCUGGACCUUUUAAUUGCAAUCCUCAGGCCAACUCGCCGAACCAACUCCCACCGCACUCUCUACCAAAACGAAGCACAAAUGGCCCCGUGCCGCCUUCGUCACUUGGAAAACGUACGAGAGAGGAGGUCGCUAUUGUGCCCGCGCAGACUUUCGACGAGUGUAUGAUGGGUGGACCGUCGCAGCACUCGUUACGGCGGAAAGUUCAGCGGGCCGGGUGGGAUGUGCUGAAACGGUGGGAGAUUUGGGGGUUGGAUUCGCAGGAGCUGUAA
Messenger RNA from Aspergillus calidoustus, 2118 nucleotides. NCBI's taxonomy places the organism in Eukaryota, Fungi, Ascomycota, Eurotiomycetes, Eurotiales, Aspergillaceae. The record is from the annotation of a GenBank genome assembly.